Coffea arabica (coffee) is the source of this 927-nucleotide messenger RNA. RefSeq names its product methylsterol monooxygenase 1-1. Gene Ontology annotation, biological process: lipid biosynthetic process. The record is from RefSeq and is a predicted model, not a curated record. Gene Ontology annotation, molecular function: iron ion binding; oxidoreductase activity. Lineage: Eukaryota; Viridiplantae; Streptophyta; Magnoliopsida; Gentianales; Rubiaceae.
AUGUUGCCAUACCAUACGCUUCAGGAAGCUGAAAUUUCUCUUGGAAGAAAUCUAACAUUUGCAGAAACAUUAUGGUUCAAAUACUCGGCUCAAAAAUCAGAUUAUAUCCUCUAUUGUCACAACACCCUUUUCUUGUUUAUCUUUUACACCUUGUUUCCGAUCCCCUUUGUCAUUCUUGAGCUCCUGGGGUCCAAAAAGAUUGACAAGUACAAGCUUCAGCCAAAAUUCAAAAACUCAUUCUCUGACAUGAUGGAAUGCUACAAAAAAGUUAUGUGGACUUUUGUCUAUGCUGUUGGCCCCCUGCAAGUCCUUUCUUACCCCGUCAUUAAGUGGAUUGGGAUCCGAACAAGCUUGCCGUUGCCAUCUGGGACAGAAGUAUUCUGGCAACUGGUGGUGUAUGUAGUAGUCGAGGACUAUGCAAAUUAUUGGCUCCAUAGACUAAUGCAUUCCCCAUGGGGCUAUAACAAAAUCCACAGGGUGCACCAUGAGUAUACGGCUCCUAUUGGUUUUGCAGCACCUUAUGCUCAUUGGGCAGAGAUUAUUAUCCUUGGACUUGCUUCAUUUCUUGGUCCUCUCAUGGUCCCCGGUCACAUGCUCACCUUUUGGCUUUGGUUUAUACUAAGGCAGCUCGAAGCCAUUGAGACUCAUAGCGGGUACGAAUUUCCUUGGAGCCCCUCCAAGCUUAUUCCAUUUUAUGGAGGUGCAGUUUACCAUGAUUACCAUCACUACGUUGGGGGCAAAAGUCAGAGCAACUUUGCAUCUGUUUUCACUUACUGUGACUACAUAUAUGGAACCGACAAGGGAUAUCGAUACCAGAAAAAUGUCUUUGAAAAGCAACAACGAGAAAUUAAACAUCCUCAGUCGACAGUGUUUGAUAUGAUUAAGGUGUCAAAUAUUGAGAAUUCUAAUCCAGUAUAUAUUGUCUGA